AAGUAAAUCUUAAUGACUUUCUAUUACCAGAAGAAAUAGAAAACACUACCAAUCCUAUUCCAACCUUAGAAUCAGAAAUAGAAGAUACUACUGAUCUUAAUUCGACUGUAGAAACAGAAAUUGGAAACUUAGAAGACUCUAUAACUAUCCUUCUAACUGAUAUAUCUCGAACUAUUCAGCCAAUAACUAAAAGCCUAACCAACCCGUUUAUUGAUGAAACUUGGAAAACCCAAGUAGACAAGAUGUUGACUCAACUUGCUACUCAAGGCUGA
Cetraspora pellucida is the source of this 272-nucleotide messenger RNA. Lineage: Eukaryota; Fungi; Glomeromycota; Glomeromycetes; Diversisporales; Gigasporaceae. The record is from the annotation of a GenBank genome assembly.